Molecule: messenger RNA, 1373 nt
Organism: Lingula anatina
Lineage: Eukaryota; Metazoa; Brachiopoda; Lingulata; Lingulida; Lingulidae
Product: antizyme inhibitor 2-like
Cellular component (GO): cytoplasm
Molecular function (GO): ornithine decarboxylase activity
Source: RefSeq, a predicted model, not a curated record
AUGAAGACGGAGAAAAUUCAGGUCACAGAGGUCGCUCACUUUUCCACUACAACCAAGACUGCAAAACAUGGGGACCGAGUUUUGCGACAGCUCAUUAAGGACAGGCUACAGGAGGAAGAUGAUAUGCGCCCUUUCUACAUUGCCAACUUGGAUGAAAUAGUUAACAAGCACAAGUACUGGUUGGAACUGAUGCCGCGUGUCAAACCCUUCUACGCCGUGAAAUGUAACAACACUGAGCCAGUCGUGAAGACCAUUGCGGCACUUGGGGCGGGGUUUGACUGCGCCAGCAGCGCUGAAUUCCAACAGCUUCUAAGAUAUGGGGUGGAGACAGAUAGGAUUAUAUACGCCAACCCGUGCAAGGAUCCCGAGGAAAUUAAACGUGCCUCAGAACAAGGAGUCGACCUCAUGACAUUUGAUAACGAAGAUGAAUUAGUGAAAAUAAAGAGCCUUUAUCCUGGUGCAAGACUCGUAUUGAGGAUUCUCCCUCAAGUACGAAAGGCUGUUGUGGAUUUAGGACAAAAAUUUGGGUGCGCCAUUGACAACUGCAAAAGACUUUUAUUGAAGGCAAAGGAACUGGACUUGACCGUAGUUGGCCUCAGUUUCCACGUUGGCUCCACGUGCUUAGACACCUAUGCUUAUGAGCACACAUUGCAUUUGUGCCGCGGCGUCUUCGACUUAGCCAAAACCAUUGGGUUCGACUUUAACUUCCUCGACAUCGGUGGUGGAUUCCCCGGUUAUGAGACUGAAGGAAAACUAUCAUUAUCUGACAUUGCCAAGGCAAUUAACAAUUCACUGGAUGAAUACUUCCCGGAGGAGGAAAAUGUUAAAGUGAUUGCAGAGCCCGGACGUUACUAUGUACAAUCUGCUUUCACUCUUGCAUUGCGUGUAAUAGCAAGACGGGUGGAGCGGCCGGAAACAUACAGCAAACAGGAGGAAGCAGAAAAAUCUUUUAUGUACUACCUCAGUGACGGUCUUCAUGGAUCCUUUUUUCUGCAUAUUAUCCUUGAAAAAUAUGCACCAGAUUUCUAUGUACUUGAGGUAAGCCUGUGUAAAAUCUCUUUGAGAAAUGCUCCAACAGUCAACACUUGUACAGAAUUCAUAAUAUUUUACUUGUUGUUACAAAUUAAUUUAAGAGAUCUUAAAAGAAAUUUUGCAGGCCAUGCAUCUGGAUCCUUUGGACUACGCAGUAUUCGUGUACAUAUAACUAAAUGGAUCUGAUGGUCAUCAUUUUUCUUUUCUUCGACUUUACUGUAAUCCCUAGAGUUAAUGAAAAGAAAGGGGUGACCAACAUAAUCAGUAGUCAUAUUUGCCGGUUUUAAAUGUAAUAAACUGUUGAUCAAACAGAAAUUCUGAAAGAGGUGUUUAACUUGGUC